UUAAGGCUAAUCUAUACCACUACAGCAGUGCAGAGGAAAAAUGUAGGAGCCUCAGGACCUGAAAAGUACACGGAGGCAUUUAUUAAAAAACAGAUUGAAGAGUUCAACCUAGGAAAGAGACAUUUAGCCAACAUGAUGGGAGAAGAUCCAGAAACUUUCACCCAAGAGGAUAUUGAUAAAGCUAUUGCCUAUCUCUUUCCUUCUGGCUUAUUCGACAAACAAGCCAGGCCAAUGAUGAAGCAUCCUACUGAAAUUUUUCCAGAGCAGAGGAAAAUCCAGUGGGGAGAAGAUGGCCGACCAUUUCACUUUCUCUUUUAUACGGGCAAGCAGUCAUAUUAUUCAUUAAUGCAUGAAACAUAUGAAAAAUUGCUGAAUGUUCAGAAAUAUCAAGACCAGCUGAUAGCUGAAGACCUUCCUCAGAAGGAAAAAAAAAACCUGGCUGGCAGCAGAUGGCUGACUAAGAUUGAAUUGGAAGAAAUGUUGUUAGAAAAACUGUCAGAUGAUGAUUAUUCAAGAUUUAUUCAACUCUUAAAAAAAUUGAUGACGUUGCCAUGUGGUGACAUCGAGGAGAAGUAUAUACAAAAGUUUUCCAGAGAAGUUCCUGUGCAGUUACAAAAGGUAGUUAUUGAGCCCUUGAAGUAUGAUGAGCGAGGUGUGGCCUUCAGCACCGGUGAAGGUACAAGAAAAACAGCAAGAGCUACUGCAGUAGUUUAUGACAAUGGGACUGGAAAAAUUACAGUGAAUGGAAUAGAUAUUUUACAUUACUUCCCAGUGCUGCAGGACAGAGAGCAGUUGUUGUUCCCUUUCCAGUUUCUUGACAGAAUUGGAAAACAUGAUAUGGUUUGCACAGUCUGUGGUGGAGGAAGAUCUGCACAAGCUGGAGCAAUACGUUUAGCAUCUGCAAAAGCCUUAAGGAGUUUUGUGACAGAAAAGGAGGUGGAAUUCAUGAGGCAAGCUGGACUACUAACACUUGACCCACGUGUGAAGGAACGAAAAAAGCCUGGUCAAGAGGGAGCCAGACGGAAAUUCACCUGGAAAAAGCGAUAAGUCUGAGUAUUUAAAGAACGACAGAAUGCUACCAGAAUUUCAAAAAAUACUGAAUUAUGAUUUAAAACUAUUGUAUAAAUAUAUUUAGUAAUAAAGACUUUUUCCAUUAUAA
Molecule: messenger RNA, 1159 nt
Organism: Pelecanus crispus (Dalmatian pelican)
Lineage: Eukaryota; Metazoa; Chordata; Aves; Pelecaniformes; Pelecanidae
Source: RefSeq, a predicted model, not a curated record